This is a messenger RNA of Monascus purpureus, 819 nucleotides long. The record is from the annotation of a GenBank genome assembly. NCBI's taxonomy places the organism in Eukaryota, Fungi, Ascomycota, Eurotiomycetes, Eurotiales, Aspergillaceae.
AUGCCAGCCUCUACUUCCGCAACAACGGCCGCCAACGGCCGCUCCAGCCGGUCUGGGGGCACAACUCCCAAGAGCCUGGUGCUCGUCCUCAAGGUGCCAUCGAACCUACUCCGUCGCUUUCCUGUUACCGUUCCCGGCAUCAAGGAGAGCAAUCCCAGCACUCCCAGCAAGGAUAAGGAACGCUCCUCUCCUGCCUCAUCUUCUGCCGACCCUGCGGUGCUACCAUUGUCAGCCGACAACGCCUCUGAUACGGCCUCCACCCCGGCUCCCGGCGCAAAUUCCGAGACUCCUCGCCGGAGGGGUGUUCCUGGCCCGAAACCUGGAGCUAAGAGAGGCAGCGAUGUGAUGCCCAAGCCGAGAGGGAAGCCAGGUCCAAAGAAGAAGUCUAAACUCGACGACGGGACAUAUGACCAUCCCCCCAGAAUACCACAUUCAUCUCAUAAACUGGGCCCCAAAGCCAACACUGGCGCUAUAAACGCUGGUCUACGUGCUCUCGACCGUUCUGGCGCUCCCUGCCGUAGGUGGGAGCGCAAACCUCUGCAGCUGAAAAGUUUCACCGGUGUCGUCUGGCAGCUCCCGACGUGGCGGACUCCCAAAGCAGAGAAGCUAGAUGAGAAUAACGAAAACAAAGAAGUCGUCGUUGAGGCUGGUGUUGACAGCAAAGCCAAUAACAAUACGGAGAGCGUCAUUCUCAGUGCUAUUCCUAGUGCAGUCCCCAGUGCAAUCCCCAGCGAGAAGAGUAACUCGGGCGAUGGUGACGUCACGCCAUUUCCCUCAAACAUGGAGUCAUCUCCUCCUGCUAUUUCAAUCGGUGCUUGA